CAGGAGGAGGAGCCGACCCGCCCAGAGCCGGCCUCCCGCAGCAGUGCAGGCGCUGCUCCCUUCCAGUCGGGACGACACAAAACGAGGAAUUUAAGGAAGCGUGUCGACCGCUGCCCUUCUCAGCGCUCGAAGCCGCACCAUGCUUGCCUUCCGAAGGAGCCUGACUAGGGCCCUGGCUGCUCCAACGAUGGCGCCUCAGGUGUGUUCAUCUUUUGCUACAGGCCCCAGACAAUAUGAUGGAACAUUCUAUGAAUUCCGUACCUAUUAUCUUAAGCCCUCAAAGAUGAAUGAAUUCCUGGAAAAUGUUAAGAAAAACAUUCAUCUUCGGACAGCUCACUCUGAAUUGGUUGGAUACUGGAGUGUAGAAUUUGGAGGCAGAGUGAAUAAAGUGUUUCAUAUCUGGAAGUAUGACAAUUUUACUCAUCGAACUGAAGUUCGGAAAGCCUUGGCCAAAGAUAAGGAAUGGCAAGAACAAUUUCUCAUUCCAAAUUUAGCUCUUAUUGAUAAACAGGAGAGUGAAAUCACUUAUCUGGUGCCAUGGUGCAAAUUAGUAAAACCUCCAAAAGAAGGAGUCUAUGAACUGGCUACUUUUCAGAUGAAACCUGGUGGGUCAGCUCUGUGGGGUGACCCAUUUAAAAGGGCAGUUCAUACUCAUGUCAAUCAAGGCUACACAAAAUUAGUUGGAGUGUUCCAUGCAGAAUAUGGAGUACUCAACAGAGUUCAUGUUCUUUGGUGGAACGAAAGUGCAGACAGCCGUGCAGCUGGGAGACAUCAGUCUCAUGAGGAUCCCAGAGUAGUGGCAGCUGUUCGGGAAAGUGUUAACUUCCUUGAGUCUCAGCAGAAUAUGCUUCUGAUUCCUACAUCAUUUUCACCAUUGAAAUAGUUUUCCAGUGGUAUACAGAGCAUUUCAUGAAUUGUCAUAAGAUGUAUCUGCUAUUGGUGCUUAAAUUCCCCCAAGAGAUUCUCACUUUAUUUUGAAGGAGGUGGUAAGUUAAUUUGCUAUGUCCUUUGCAUAUUUAAAAGCUACGUCUGUCCAUUGUCACUACCACUUCAGGAAACAGUCUGUUCAUUUUCCCCUUGGCAUUUUAGUAUCUGUCAUAUGUUAAAAAUACUUGCCUUUAUUACCAGGUCUUGAUUUUUCAUUUGUUUGAGAAUAUCUCUCAUUCUCUAUUUUGAUAACCCUCUGCUUUUGUAGCAUUUUCUUACAUUCAAAUGAUUAUUACAUUUCCAUAUCUAUGAUAAUAUCUUUAAAUUAUUUGUAUACAUUAUUACCUUUUUCAUCAUGUCUGUUUUUCUGAGAUUUUAAAAGUUUUUGUCCAGUCAGGUUUAUUUUAUAAUACCAAAUGGGGUUCAUAAAAAUAUUAAACAUAUUUCUUUACUAUGGAAGAGUACAAUGUUAUCUGUGUCAUCUGUAUUAAUGUUUUUCACAUUACUUACUUACUUGAAAAAUGUUAUUAGGUCCUGUUAUUAAACAUCAUUGAUGAAUCA
Molecule: messenger RNA, 1488 nt
Organism: Dama dama (fallow deer)
Lineage: Eukaryota; Metazoa; Chordata; Mammalia; Artiodactyla; Cervidae
Gene: NIPSNAP3A
Product: nipsnap homolog 3A
Exons: 6
Coding region: 140-883 (247 amino acids)
Cellular component (GO): mitochondrion
Source: RefSeq, a predicted model, not a curated record